UCUGAGCCUAAAACAUUUAUCCACAAAAUGUUAGCCAUCUGAUUACAUAAAGCUGAUUGUAAACCAUCCAGUUUAAUCAGAAUACUUCAGUCAAGGUGUCAUGUGUCACAACCCACUGCGCUUCACAAUAGGGAAGUAACUGCACUUCCUAUUUCCUCAGCGCUACUGCUGUCUACUGACUAAACCAGAAAUCGAGAGGAUGAGAAACGAAAGGUACACGUUUGACGCACGGUUUAUAAAUGAAUAUGAGCAGUAAAUGACACAGAUUGUCCGGUUCGGAUCCAGUUCUGCGCGCGCAAUGGGAGCGUCGCGCGUGCGGGCGGUAGUUUGAUAAAACAGCGACUUCUGUAAGUUUUAUAUGUUGGUGGCUGAAGACGAUUCAAGAUGAAGAAACAGUUCAACCGCAUGAAACAGCUCGCCAACCAGACCGUUGGCAGAGCAGAGAAGACAGAAGUACUGAGUGAUGACCUUCUUAUGAUUGAGCGGCGCCUUGAAAAUGUGCGAUUGGUCUCCCAUAAUGUGCACAAAAAGAUGGUCAUGUGUCUGCAGGGUAACGUGGGCUCAGAUGUGGACAAGAGACAUAAAAAGCUUCCUCUCACAGCCCUUUCACAAUCCAUGCAGGAUGGAGGAAGUCAGCUCGGAGACGAGUCCUUCAUCGGAAAGAUGAUGGACGUCUGUGGAGAAGCUGAAAACAAACUGGCCUUGGAGCAGAGCCAACAUGAAGUUCAGCUGGAGAGAGAUAUUCUGGAGCCUCUCAACCAGCUGGCGGAGGUGGAUAUUCCUAAUAUCCUGAAGCAGAGGAAACAUUUAGCCAAGCUUGUGUUGGAUUUUGAUUCUGUAAAAGCCAGGUAUCAGCAGGCCACAAAGGCGUUUCCGUCAGCUGCAAAUGCUCAAGCAAUGGCUGCCAAAGUUGACACACUUAAGGAGGAGAUGGAUGAAGCUCAAAACAAAAUGGAAAUUUGCAAGGAUCAAGUUGCAGCAGAUAUGUACAGCUUUUCCUCCAAGGAAGGAGAAUAUGCUUGCUAUUAUGUGUUGUUAUUAGAAGCCCAAGCUGAAUACCACAGAAGAGCUUUGGCGUCCAUCGAGAGCGUCCUGCCCACCAUACAGUCACAGCAAGAUAAAUGGACAGAGAAGCCAGCGUUUGGCACGGCUCUGGAAGAACAUCUGAAACGCACUAGCAGAGAGAUUGCUCUGCCCAUGGAGGCCUGCGUUAUGAUGCUACUGGAAACCGGCAUGCAAGAAGAGGGUUUGUUCCGUAUCGCUGCCGGAGCCUCUAAACUGAAGAAGUUAAAGGCGGCACUGGACUGUUCCACUUCCCAACUGGAGGAGUUUUACUCUGACCCUCAUGCUGUAGCCGGAGCCCUCAAAUCUUACCUGAGGGAGCUGCCUGAACCUCUGAUGACCUACCAGCUGUAUGAAGAGUGGAUCCAAGCCUCAAAUAUCUCUGACCCUGAUAAGAGGCUUCAGGCGCUGUGGGUGGUGUGUGACAUGUUACCAAAGGCCAACAAGACCAACUUUAGGUACCUGGUCAAGUUUCUUGCAAAGCUUGCUCUGGAAAGUGACGUAAAUAAGAUGACAGCGAGCAACAUCGCCAUCGUACUGGGACCCAAUUUACUGUGGGCCAAGACAGAGGGAAGCCUGGCUGAGAUGGCAGCUACUACCUCUGUCCAUGUCGUGUCUAUAAUAGAACUGAUAAUCAACCAUGCUAGCUGGUUCUUCCCUGAAGAUGUGGACUUCAACGUCUCAGGCAUGUUUGCUAUGCCUGGGUGCCCGGGGACCCCUGACUCAGAAGCCGGGACCAUAGACAGGAGGCGCCCAGGCAGCCAGGGGUCGUUCGAUUCUGACACAUCCCGCAAAGACAGCCCUGCUAACAAACAGCCGGAAAUCGCCCCUCGUAGAGCUGGCACAGUAAAUAAAAAGCAGCACUCCAUGCCUACCUUCCAGCCCCCUCUGCCUCCCAUUGACGAUGGGGGGGUUCCCGUGUUUGAGCCCUCCCCUCUGUCGCCCACUGGCGGGGGUCUGGAGGCUGGACAGGCUGGAGCUGCGCUUCCUCAGACCCAUCAGCCUUUAGUUCAGCAGACUGCGGAGAACAGUAACAUCGCCCGAGAUCCUGCAUCCACACCCCCUGCCAUGAGGAACGGCCCGGGAGGUUUGAGUGGGACGCCCGCUCAGCUGAAUGUGGUGACCCCUACCUCAGGUCCUAAGGGCCCCAGUCCAUUCUUGGGCCGCAGAGGUACAAAGAAACAAGCUCCAGCACCUCCCAAACUGGCCGCCCCUCCCACACCUCAGAGCGUAAAAGCGGCACCUAACCAGCCCACACCAAACCAGCCCUCAGCUCUGAGCACCCCUCAGCCUCUCAUUGCACCCCGCCGCAACAACCAGACCCCCAUCCACGCCCCUAGCCACCCUCCUCCUCAGCCUCCUUCCCAGCCUCCUCCCCAGAGCACAGAAGAAAGUGAACCCUCCCCUCCCAGAACACCCACCCCUCCUGGUACACCUCCUUAUGACGGCUCUCAGCUGCGCCCCAGGCCCACCCCUCGAGCACGACCCAAACCUGCCGGCCCGCCACCACCACAACCACCUAGCGACGGCGCCAACGGCGUCUGUGUUUCUGGAUCCAAGAUUAUCUCAGAUGAAGAUGGAGAUAAAGAGGAGAGAUCUUUGACGGGACCAGGGCUGGAUCUUGUCCCGGAGCUUGAGGAGGAUGAAACCACAGAAACACUCUCAGAAGAUGAACACCAAUCAGAAAACACCGCCCUGUGAGGUGGGCGGAGUCCAGUCUUCACACAGCCAAUGGAAAGCUAUGUUCGUGAUAUAGAAUACUAACAUACUUACUGCAUAGUGUAUUCUUACUGUUGAUUUUAAGGAUGUGAAAGUAUACAAAAUGAAAAACUUUUAAACAUGACCUCAGUUACCUUUUGAAUAAAUAUAGGUAUUAAGCAUUCAGAUUUAAGUUUUAAAAUUUAAUAAAAGUAUUUUAUGAGAAUGAUCAAGUGAGUCAUCACAGUUGCUUCAAACGUCACACUGGAAAUGGAAGGUCAAGUUGAUGCAUUGCAUUGUGGGAUAUAGUACCCAGCACAGUGUGCAAUUAUAGUAGGUCAUCUGGGUAUUCAAAGGAUGUAGAAAAUUUGUAUGCCAUCUUGAAAAGUGUACAUACAGAACAAAUAGUAUGGUAGUAUGCUAUUCCGAACAUAGCCAUUCACUUUAGCCUUUGACCCCUAUAGAAAACUCUCUGUCCUCACAAUGCUGGCACAUUGUAACCACAUAUCAGGAAAAAAGAAAAAACAGUACGCACAUGUUAACAUGCUAUACAUUCUUGAUUUCUUUCACAAAUAGCAUAAAGCUGGUUUGGGUUUUAAUCAAGUAUGAAUGUCUUUCAGUUUUGUGAUGUUUUGCAUAACAAGUGUUAUAUAUGUGCCUUGAAAAAACUUACCAAAUCACUGAGUUUGUGUGACUGAUGUCCCUCACACUUUGCUUCAUGUUUUUGUUGGUUAUCAUGGUGAAUGUUUUUUUUUUUUUUUUGUUGUUUUUCAAAUUAAUUUUUUAAUCAUUCCUUUUCUCUUUUAAUACUACGUUUAAGAUUUGACAAAAAUUGGAUUUAAAAAAGCUUAAGAAAAAUAAUGGUUCUACAGAUACAAUUGAUUUAAUACAUGCAUAUGGUUUGUAUUUUUAAGUAUUUUUCCUGGGGUGCAAUACUGACUGCAGUGUAGUGUUAUGACAUUACAGUCAUUUUUGUGUUAGUUUAGUAGUUUUUAACAAUUGUAAUUGUGUUUUACAGGGUUUUAUGUUUAGUGGAGUAUGUACUACCAAGUACCAAUUUAUCCAUCCACUGUUGACCAUUAAAAUAAACCCUGCAUGUACUAUUAUGAAAUACAAAAUGACCAAAGAUGCUUUUUUUAAACGCGUAUGAUCCUGUGUCAGAGCUUUAUUUCAUGCUGUAUGCAAAAACAGCACUGACAACAUAAAUGUGAAUGAGAGGGUUAAUGGAUCAGUCAAGCUCAGGAACCGUCAGCUAGAAAGCCAAAGUCAUUCAUUCCUUUCAAGAGUGAGUAUGUGUCUUUAUUUCUGUGGAUAUGUUCUCUUUAAUUGGCUCUUAAUUGUACAUAUUGAUUUUUUUUUUGUUUCACCCCCUUUUGUACGUCUGUG
This is a messenger RNA of Onychostoma macrolepis, 4146 nucleotides long. It is a transcript of the gene arhgap17b, whose product is annotated as Rho GTPase activating protein 17b. Gene Ontology annotation, cellular component: intracellular anatomical structure; cytoplasm; cytosol. Gene Ontology annotation, molecular function: GTPase activator activity; protein binding. Bases 385 to 2763 code for a protein of 792 amino acids. Lineage: Eukaryota; Metazoa; Chordata; Actinopteri; Cypriniformes; Cyprinidae. Gene Ontology annotation, biological process: regulation of actin cytoskeleton organization; signal transduction; positive regulation of GTPase activity. The transcript is spliced from 20 exons. The record is from RefSeq and is a predicted model, not a curated record.